This is a messenger RNA of Agrilus planipennis (emerald ash borer), 620 nucleotides long. RefSeq names its product phospholipid phosphatase 5. Bases 109 to 597 code for a protein of 162 amino acids. NCBI's taxonomy places the organism in Eukaryota, Metazoa, Arthropoda, Insecta, Coleoptera, Buprestidae. The record is from RefSeq and is a predicted model, not a curated record. Gene Ontology annotation, molecular function: phosphatidate phosphatase activity. Gene Ontology annotation, biological process: phospholipid metabolic process. The transcript has 3 exons.
ACUUACCAAAACGUUACUAAAAACGCGAGUCACAUCGAUGGCUACGAUACUGUUGUAACAUUCAAUGGGCCAAUAACGUAAACAGCAGCCGUUGUAUUUCUAACCGAUAUGAGAGAUGUGCCAAACGUACUCGAAGGGGUGUCAUUGGCAUGUAGUUUAAGUGGAAUCAUCGCGGGUGUGUUAAAAUGCGCGGUAGGGAGACCGCGACCCGAUUUCUACAAUCGGUGCUUCCCCGAUGGAAGAGGCGAUGCCCACUUUAAAUGCACAGGCGAUCGCAUUAUCGUGAUGGAUGGAAGAAAAAGUUUUCCUAGCGGCCAUGCCGCUUUCGCAUUCGCCAGCAUGCAUUUUAUAUGUCUGUAUCUGUGUUCGAAAUUGAAAAUUUUUGAGAACCACAGAGGGGAAAUUUGGAGGAUUUGUUUGUGCAUCUCACCACUAAUUUUAAGCAGUUUAAUCGCUGCCAGUAGAAUUUGCGACCAUCACCAUCACCCAGAAGAUGUCAUUGCCGGUAGCAUCCUAGGAAGCAUGGUAUCCCAUUUCGUUUACUAUCAGUAUUUUAAUGAGCUGUCGCUGACCCCAGAAAGGAACCUGACUCUCUAGUUAAGUUUCAUAAGUGAAAUAAA